Molecule: messenger RNA, 1871 nt
Organism: Cyphomyrmex costatus
Lineage: Eukaryota; Metazoa; Arthropoda; Insecta; Hymenoptera; Formicidae
Product: ankyrin-2
Exons: 3
Coding region: 1-1710 (569 amino acids)
Molecular function (GO): protein binding
Source: RefSeq, a predicted model, not a curated record
AUGACUUCCGCGUACGAAACGACGACAGAACGUGAAGAGCAGAAGGCAACAAGUCCGCACGAUACUGUGAGAGUACUUUACAGUCCGGACGUUGUCUCUGACAUGGAGGAGACGUCGUCUCGGGCGAAUCUCGCAACAGGUGACUCGUAUUUCGAGGAAUCCACGCUUCUUUCUUCUGUAGAAGUCAGCGUUUCGCCCGAUGAAUCAUUUGGCGGGGAUCCGAAAAUGUUCGAGAAAGAAAAGGAAAGUAAGGAUGAAAAAAGCGUCGGCGUUUCUGUAAAUCUUGUAGAUGAUAUUUUACAAAUGAAUAGAUUCAAAAAUAGGGAAUUGUCUUUUGAAGAUAAUGAGAGGCAUGAGGAAGAGAAAUCGGUUUUAUUGGCGGAUAACAUUUCAUCGGAAAGCGCAUCCAUGUGCAGUGCAAAAAGGGAACAGGUUAAGGAUCUUGGCAAAGACCAGAAGAAUCGAAGCACGCUGGAGAUCCAAGUGCUGCAGGAACAGUGUGACAGUGGUAUUCACUCCGGGGAGAAAUUUCGAGAUUCCGCAGUGGAGGACGUGCGAGUUUGUUGCGAGAAUGUGGCGGAAAUUCGCCUGAGGACGGAUAAGAAACCAGAUGAUUUUGAAAGGGAAAUUAUCAGCCAGCAAGACAGUGGCUCGUUUUAUGAUGCAGUACGAUCGGGAAAUACUGAGCGUGUCUCGAUGUUGAUCGCCAGCGGUUGCGUGCAAAAUCUGGACGAACCGGAUUGGAACGUGUCGGGCGAUCCACCCCUAUUGAUGGCAGCAACGAAUCACUGCCUUUCUGUGCUGAGCACGCUACUAGCAAACGGGUGCGAUCCAGCUGUGCGUUCACCGCGGGGUGAGACGGCACUUCACAGAGUAAUUCUGAACGGUGGACCGGGUAAUGUGUUGAAAUUCGUGGAGGAUCUCUUGAAAUACGACUGUCCGUCAGGCGUCAAAGAGGCUGGCAAUGGAUCGACUGCGUUGCACAUGUUGACUCGUCAACUGGCUCACACAUCGCUAAAAUCCCUUCGUCAUAAUUUCGAUGCGGCUGUGAAGACGCUAGAAUUAUUGACGCAAGCUGGACCCGUUAAUGCUAAGGAUCAUCAAGGUCGAAGUGCCUUGCACAUAUUAGCAUCGUCAACUAUCUUUGAUAACAAUCACAAGACCGACAUCGAGUCGUUGAUUGGUACGCUUCUGGCCAGCGGUGCGGAUACUGCACUGAAGAAUGAUCGCGGAGAGACCGCUUUACACGAGAGUUUGGAAUGCGGUACAUUAAACACGGCGACAUUGUUGAUACAACACACGCCGACAGGCAUCACGUCACGAUAUGGUGAAACCCCGUUACAUAUAGCAUCGCGAAAGAACCAUGUUGAUAUGGUGACGAAGCUACUUGUGCACGGCGAAGAUCCUGGCACGCAGGACGCCAGCGGGAACACUCCGUUGCACCUUGCAUCAGCGAGAGGAUUUCAUCAGACGGUGUCACUGUUAGUCACCUCGCCCUUAGCUCAAUUGGAGAAGGUUAACAUUGACGGUCUGACGGCGUUACAAGUCGCCACUGAGAGUGGAUUCGCUAACGCUGUCAAGAUACUGUUGAAGGCUGGUGCUGAUCCUAGCCAAACCAUGCAUUAUUGCGCGACCAUUCUGCGCCGUCAUCCCGACAUCUCGCUCUUAAUCGAUCACGAAUUGACCAGACGUCGACAACUUGCCGCCUGAUUCGUUUUCCCACUAACAUCCGACAAUUUGUUUAAGACAGCUAAAUAUUAUUAUAAACAGAAUGCAAUUAUCAGACUUGUUGCUCAAUAUUGCAAUACACGUUUAAUACAUGCAGAAAUUAUGUAAUAUGUUCAAUCAUAAUAUACAUUUGUUGCCACAAA